AUGCUCUCUUCCGUAGGCGCACAGUAUACUGCGACCUACCUACCAGAUACCGCCCCUGACAAAACUGGGCAAGGGACCAAUAAAUGUGGGACGACGUCCAGUCAAGACUCGAUGUGCCAGAACAUCUAUAUCAACGCUGCUGAUGAUUUCUGCCUAUGGGCUCCGCCUAUUUCGGGCCUAGAUUCUACUAUCGGUGCUACAGAGUGUAUCGAGGUUUCAUGGUAUCUCAAGAGCGGCUACAGGACUCGUGUCAUCCCCGAAGGCACUAUCACUGGCAUCCAUUUCGUUCUGACACCCGACUUUGUACAGAUUGCCGGCUCCGGAGAUUUGACAAAAUUGAACAUUCCGGCUGGAAAUGAAGGCGGGGAACUCGAUCCUCAUGGUGCCGACGGAAAUGGAAAUCCUAUUGGAGGUCUACUCUUCUCCUCUGCUUUUGGGAAGACCCAGCAAAUGUUCGAGUGGACAGUGAGUACUAGGAAUUUUAUGGCAGCCACCGAUUUUUGCUUCAGAGCUUGUAAUCCUGCCGGUGAACAUAUAUACGACUUGAUGGGAUGCGCCUGGAACGUGCCCGCCAACUACGAUGCCGGCGUGUUCAAGUCAUGCAAUGGUGAUAGUGGAGAGCCUAUGGGCGUCUACGGCACCUUGACAUUCCACCAAGGUGAGGCCUCUACCCCUGCUCCGCACCCUGUCCUGUCGUCUUCGCAAUGUACGACUUUUUCUGCUAUCGGAGGCGGGGCUGCGACUAUGUCAGUAACUAUAACUAUGACCUCGACUUCGGCAAGCGUACAUUUAUUUACACUGCUCUCCUCAUCUCGUACUAACUUGUGUAGUCUGGGACUACUACAAUAG
Molecule: messenger RNA, 849 nt
Organism: Desarmillaria tabescens
Lineage: Eukaryota; Fungi; Basidiomycota; Agaricomycetes; Agaricales; Physalacriaceae
Exons: 10
Coding region: 1-849 (282 amino acids)
Source: RefSeq, a predicted model, not a curated record